AAUGGCAAACACGGAAUAACGCCACCACAUAUUCCUUGGCACUGGAGAGCCAGCGAUUCCCCCGUCCUCCUUGCUACUGCUCCCCUCCGCUGUUUGGUCAGCAGCAAUCAUCGGGGCAAGCAAAGAAAUCCCCGAUACCCGUUCCUAUCGAGGGCGCCGAGAGGGGAAGCGAUGUCCAUGCCGGAGGCGGGAUCAGCGGCGGAGAGGGAUGAGCGCGGGAGGGACGAGUACGAGCAGCAGCAGGCUCGGGUGCUCGUGGCGCUGAUGCAGGGCUUCUGCGCCGCGCGGUACCGCAAGGCCGACAACACGCCUUGCUCCAUCGAGCAGGGUCUCUAUUUGGGAUCUGUUGGCGCUGCGCUGAACAAGGGGUCUCUGAAGAGUUUGAACAUCACCCAUAUCUUGAUUGUUGCAAGAUCAUUGAAUCCAUCCUUUCCAGCUGAAUUUAACUACAAAAAGAUCGAGGUACUUGACAGCCCAGACACUGAUUUGUUAAAGCACUUUGAUGAAUGCUUUAGUUUUAUAGAUGAAGCCAUAAGCACUGGAGGCAAUGUGUUGGUCCAUUGCUUUGCUGGGCGGUCGAGGAGUGUCACAAUUGUUGUUGCAUAUCUCAUGAAGAAGCAUCAAAUGAGCCUCGAAAGUGCCUUGUCACUAGUUAGAAGCAAACGACCUCAAGUAGCUCCUAAUGAAGGCUUUAUUUCUCAGCUGGAGAACUUUGAGAGAUCCCUGCAAGUGGAGCAGGAACGGAGAAUGCAAUCUGUGCAGAACUAAUUAUAGGUGUAAAGGCAUGUAUGUCGAUAAUGUGCUGUCAAGAGCCUCCUGACUGCAUGUUAUAUCCUCUAGAAAUCAAGCAAGGCCAUGGCAAAACCGGUACGAAUUCCCUUUGUACGCUGUUUCCUGCUUUGUGCUGUAAGCAGCAGCUCCACUGGAAUGCAGAUUACAUGUACCGCGAUAUGAUUUUGAUGCUUUGAAUCCCUUGAGCAGCAGUGUGCUUAAAUGGUAGAUGUAUGUAUGACUCAUCCAAUAAAACUCAGACAUUUUUUUUUAAGACAAUGCGUAAUACUGAAUGGUGGAUGAGGUUUCAGUGUC
Phragmites australis (common reed) is the source of this 1086-nucleotide messenger RNA. RefSeq names its product dual specificity protein phosphatase 1B-like. Bases 172 to 768 code for a protein of 198 amino acids. Lineage: Eukaryota; Viridiplantae; Streptophyta; Magnoliopsida; Poales; Poaceae. Gene Ontology annotation, biological process: protein dephosphorylation; negative regulation of MAPK cascade. The transcript is spliced from 5 exons. Gene Ontology annotation, cellular component: cytoplasm. The record is from RefSeq and is a predicted model, not a curated record. Gene Ontology annotation, molecular function: MAP kinase tyrosine/serine/threonine phosphatase activity; protein tyrosine/threonine phosphatase activity.